Amoebophrya sp. A25 is the source of this 895-nucleotide messenger RNA. The record is from the annotation of a GenBank genome assembly. Lineage: Eukaryota; Dinophyceae; Syndiniales; Amoebophryaceae.
CGACCACUUUCAUGUCAUUGCUAGUGAUUAUACGUCUUCCAGCGAGCACGGUUGGGAUUCCAACGAGGACAACAUCUAUCUUGGAGAAGAUUCCUCAUCUUCCGAUGAAAUUGGCGAUGACGUUGCUGGUGAUGAUGAUGAUGUUGAUGAUGCUACUAGUGACGACGAUGAUGAUGGCGCAUACGAUGCUCGUGCAAUAGUGGGCGCUUUUCGUGGUCGUUAUGGCACUUUUGGCGAAGAGUCUGGACUACUAUCUAGUAACCAUCACUGUGCGGGUGUCGCGGCAAGUUCUUCUAGCUCAUCCGGUUCUUCUUCGUCUUCUUCUGCGAAUAUUUUUAGGAAAGGAACAAAGAGUACAUCAGCAACUUCAAAGGAGACUACAAGAAGUUCUCCACUUGUUUCCUCCUCAAGCAAAAGCUCUUGUUCUUCAAGCUCGUCGCAUGCCAUGAAUUUGGCAAGUAGGACCACCGGUUAUCAUGGUAAUCAACAUGACGGAACGGCAGUCGCCAAGCGUACUUCGAAGCGAUGAGUGAUGGACUACGCAAGGUGUCUUCAUAUAGAUACUACAGUCCUUAUCUUUAUGUGACUUUCUAUAUCCAUUGUUUACUUAAGGUCUGACUAUAGAAGCAGAGAGCUUUUAUUUGUGUGUUUAAGAUAAAUGUGUUCUCGAAGUCGUUGAGCACAGCUUUUAUAUUUGCUCAUAUUCCUCUAAUAAAAUCACAGGUAUGAUUGGAAUUCGAAUAAGUGCGAUUCUGCAGUGGAGGCACGAUCUUGAGAAGCUGGCUAGAAGCUAGCAGAUAGGAGCUCUUACAAUUUCGUGACUUAAGUUUUCUAUUUUCAUAGUGACAUCCAUUAAUGUUUUAGGUUCGACAUCGACGCGCUUACAUGAAGACGC